This is a messenger RNA of Diprion similis, 1555 nucleotides long. RefSeq names its product alanine--glyoxylate aminotransferase (gene Agxt). The record is from RefSeq and is a predicted model, not a curated record. The transcript is spliced from 7 exons. Gene Ontology annotation, molecular function: L-alanine:glyoxylate transaminase activity; L-serine:pyruvate transaminase activity. Lineage: Eukaryota; Metazoa; Arthropoda; Insecta; Hymenoptera; Diprionidae. Gene Ontology annotation, cellular component: peroxisome. Bases 164 to 1360 code for a protein of 398 amino acids.
CAACAACUUAAAGAGAUAACUGGGAACUGACGAUUCGUCAAAAGUCGAAGCACACUUUAGUUUUCUCCUGUAUCGUUGGGCGGGAGGACCUCCGCCUCCGGUGCUUCGACGUGUACUUUCAAGAUUCAAAACACCUUCCGGCUCUUCCUGUACCAUAUUUAAAAUGACUGCCCUAACAUGGCUGGGAAACGCGGUUCUACCGGAACCUCCGAAGGAGCUUCUAGGUCCGCUGGGAGUCCCGGAAAAGACACUGAUGGCACCGGGACCGAGCAACGCCUCCAACCGAGUUCGUCACGCUUUGCAGCACCCGCUACUGGGUCAUCUACAUCCGGAGAUGUGUCAGUUAAUGGAUGAAGUCAAAGCAGGGAUUCAGUACGCCUUUCAAACAAAAAAUCGUCUUACAUUGGCGAUCAGUGCAUCAGGACACGGAGGUAUGGAAGCUUGUCUUGGGAACAUCCUUGAACUCGGUGAAACUGUUUUGAUCGCAAGAUGUGGUCUUUGGGGCGAAAGGGCUGCGAAUAUGGCAAUCAGGAUCGGAGCUCACGUAGAGUUCCUUGACACCAAGCCCGGUGUGGCUUUUACUCUGGAACAACUCGAAGCUGCUGUCAAACGACAUCGUCCAGCGGUUGUAUUUGUGGUUCACGCAGAAUCAUCAACUGGUAUGAAACAGUCUCUGCCAGGUGUUGGUGAUAUUGUUCACAGAUACGGCGGGCUGCUUAUCGUUGACACCGUGGCUUCAAUAGGCGGUGAAUCCUUCUACGCAGAUGCUUGGGGCGUCGAUGCCGUCUAUACCGGAAGUCAGAAAGUGCUUGGCGCACCUCCCGGCAUAACGCCGGUCACCUUUAGUCCCGCCGCUGAGAAGAAGAUAUUUGAGAGAAAAACCCAGGUUCCAGUUUAUUACUGGGACAUGACGAUACUCGGCGAUUAUUGGUCUUGUUUUGGCAAGUCGACGCGCAUUUAUCACCACACAAUCAGCGCUACACUGAUCUAUGGAUUGAGGGAAGCAUUGGCUCAGCUUGCUGAAGAACGACUUCCAAAUAGCUGGGCAAGACACGCCGCUGCUGCAGCGAGGCUGGAAAAGCGCCUUGCUGCUCGUGGUUUGGAAUUCUUCAUUUCAAAUCCGGAGAAUCGCUUGCGUACGAUUGUUUCAGUCAAGGUGCCUCCAGGAGUCGAUUGGAAACUUGUGACACAACGAGCGAUGAAAAAAUACAAGGUGGAAAUUGGGGGAGGUCUCGGCCCGACUGUUGGAAAAAUCUUUCGCAUCGGAUUAAUGGGAGUUAACGCUGAUACUGAACACGUGGAUCGAGUAUGGGAAGCAUUUGAUGACGGCUUGAAGUAUGCUAGAACAGCGAAAUUGUAAGCUGUGGAUGCGGAUGGCACAUAAUGGACGCGGAAGAAUCGUUUAAUCGUUCGAUCAUGCAUGUCUUCCUCGCUGGAAUGUCGGACGUUGCGAGCCACAUGCUGUGUUUAAUUUCCGACUUUAUUGGUUAUUGAUUUACAAGAAAUAUUCAAUGUAUCGAAAGUGGAUUGAAAUACAAUCGUUAUGUACGGUGGU